Molecule: messenger RNA, 816 nt
Organism: Mangifera indica (mango)
Lineage: Eukaryota; Viridiplantae; Streptophyta; Magnoliopsida; Sapindales; Anacardiaceae
Exons: 2
Coding region: 1-816 (271 amino acids)
Source: RefSeq, a predicted model, not a curated record
AUGGCCUCUUCUUCUUCGUCUUCUUCUUUUGCUGAUUUCCUAGUGACUCAAGAACAGUUCAACAUGUUUCACAACAUUGACCGCCGUCUAUUCACCCGGCUGGUUUGCGAUCUCGGCCGCAAUCCCAUCGAGUCAAUGCAGGUCAUUGCACUGUGGAUAUGGCUUGAACAGGCUGGCCACUGUCAAGAUUUGGUGGGCAGCAUUCUGACAUGGCCUGCUGCUCAACUCAUUUCAAUGGCUGAUGAGGCUGUUUUAUUGCUGACCUGUAUUCAAAAUGAUAAAACUAUUGACCUUCAUCUUCCUUUAACUCAAAGAAUGACUAAAGAUGGAGUUUCUCUGGAGUAUUUUCAAGAGAACCGCCUGGCUGUUCUUCAUGGAGUUGCAAGGAACAUUAAUGAAGUCUGCGCCAAGGCUUUUGUAGAUAUUUUGCCGCAUGUGUUAUUUCCUUCUGUUGCUGAUGCAGUUCUGAGGAAUAAUAAUGAAAUUGUUGAGAUGUUAAGGCGUGCUGGAAAGGAAGAAUUGGUACCACAAGAUGAGAGGACAAUUUUCUUGACAUUUUCUAAAGGCUAUCCGAUUUCAGAAAAUGAAAUCAAAGGCUUCUUCACAAGAAAUUUCGGGGAGUGCAUUGAAAACAUUUACAUGCAGGAAGUUGCAGCGGCAGAGCAGCCAUUAUAUGCGCGGCUCGUUGUGUAUCCAGUUUCGGUAAUGGAAGUGGUGCUUGGAGGUAAGACGAAAGCAAAAUUUUCCAUUAAUGGAAAGCAUGUUUGGGCCAGAAAAUUUAUACGCAGAAACCAUAAAUCCCCCCCACGCUUGUAA